GGCUGGAGAGGUGGAGCUGUUGUAAACUAGUCAGCGAUUACGCACUCUCCCAAGACACAAUUUAACUCGCAGGGAACUAUUCGAUCAGUUCUUAUGAACAUACAAGAACAACAUGGCACUGGAACAUAACAUGUUGGCCUACUUACUUUUCAGUUGUAUUGUUGUUUUGAAAUGCACUCUGUAGUGUAAACAUGUAUGUGGACUGUCGGCCCACUGGAUUUUGCGUUUGUUGGCUGCCUGAGCGUUGUUCUAGCAACAUUGGAUACAAUGUGACUUUUCCAAGUGUCUCUGGUGUCAGUACUGAUCAAUGUUCAUGAUGAGUUGCGGAAAUGAACCAGCACGUGCUGUGCUCCUGUUGUGUUUGCUGCUGCUCCUGCACGCCGCGGAGGAGAAACCACGCGCUAAACUAACUGUCACCGAGAUUCAACACCAUAAUGGUUCCACCUGGAACUUGGAGAGUCUUCCCCAGCUGAGUCUGUCCACCUUCCGGUUCUCUCCAUCACAAGGCUCCUGUUCUGCUUGUGUCCAUGUCAGUGUCAGAAUGAAAGCUGCAGACUUUACUGGGACACUGACUAUUACGUACCUGGAGCUGUCAACUAGUACUCACAGAAUCAUCUCCAUAGAAAAUGUCAAAAAUCGCACUUUACAGUGGAGAGGCCCGCUUCCAUUCAACGGAGGAAAGACCAAAAUCAAACGUUUACAUCUCCAUAAUAUUGGCCAUCAAAUUUUGUGGGAGUUGGUGUAUGACUGUUUCCCGGCCGAUGCAGGGCGACAAGUGUAUGUGUCUUUGUCCUCCAAACCAAAGAGAGAAGACAGGUACAUCGUACAAGACAUCUGUCCAGAUCCAGUGCCGGAGUUUGACCUGUUUGUUGAUGAGCUGGCUCGAUCCCUCACUGUAACUGUAGCCACUGGGGACCACAUGUACCAGCCGGCUCUCUCACCUGAAGUGUACACCAGGCUGUGCUACAGACAGACAGACUCAGAAUGCUCCAACCUUUCUCCUCUUACCACUAUUGACACCAAUCAGGCAUUGUCAGUGACUCUCAGGUUCCCCUACCUGCUUCGCUGUGUCUGUGUUCAGGUAUAUUACACACACCUGGAUGCAAGGCGAACCACAGUUUGCCCAUUUGUGAACAGCUCAUUAGGUGAGGGCAGAGAUGUGUGGCGCUCCAGUUUUGUGACUCUGUAUGGUGAGUUGGGUUCCAACCUUGCAUGGAGUUCCCCGUGUCCUGCUGCUUACCUGAAGCUCUCUGCCUCCCUCUGCUGGCAACACCAGAGAAACACAUCCCACUGCACUCCCAUCUUCAACUCCACACUGGAGGACAUAGUGGAGAAGAGAGAUCUGAAAUAUAAUGUUUCUGCUGUGGAUAAACACCCUCAGAUGUGUGUGCAGUUGUCCUUCAGAAGCAGUUUUGAUGUCCACUGUCCAUUCCUGCCAGGUAUGUCUAAGUGGGAGGCAUAUGUUGGUCCUGGUUCACAGAGUCUCCGUGUCUAUCUCACUUCCACUAUCCCAGCAUCCUUUGCUGCUCAACUCUGUGUAUGGCAGGACAAGGGAUGUGUGUCCAGAGGAGCUAUCUACUUAGUAAACAUGGGUGGGGGCACCAGAGAGACACAGCUGAACCUGCCCUUAUCCUUCCUAACUGAGGGACUAUGUGUGCAGGUGUGGCGGUCAGAUCCUCCACAGUAUGGGAGGAGAAUACUCUGUCCUGACUAUUCCCACAGGAGAUGGGGUCUCUAUGCUGUUGCAGCCUUGACACUUCUGGUUACUGUGGCAAUGCUGGGACGCCUCAUCCACUAUGUGACCAAGAAUGGAGUCACAGGUUGGCUGUUCAUCCAGAGGCCUGUGUUGUUGGUGUGUUCCUCAGAGCUGUCAACCCAUGUGUCUCCCGUGUGUUCUUUGGCCUCCAUUCUACAGGGAGAGCUGUGUGCUGACGUGCGUAUGGCUCUGUGGGCCCAGAUCUCCAAUGGGAAUGGUCCUGGGGCUAUGGAGAGGUCUGGGGCUGGUGUGGCUGAGCUGGGCCCUGUGCCCUGGAUGUAUGGACAGUGGGAGGCAGUCAGAGAGGCAGGAGGCCGGGUGCUGAUCAUAUGGAGCCCAGAGGCUAAGGAGUCCUACAAGAGCUGGAGAGAAGAGCGAGAUGGGAAAAAGAUAGGAGGGAGUAAAGGAGAGGAGAUGCGACAAGGGGAGAGUGGAGGAGAGGAGCUGAAAGGACUUGAGUUAACAAGAGAUAAACAGGAGCAAGCAGGAAUGGAGAAAGAAGUGGAAUGGAAAGAGGAAGGUAGGAGCGGAGAGGAGGGGAGGGAGCCCUCCUCAGUGACGGGGCCGGUGUUCAGGGCUGCCCUGUCCUGUCUGCAGGGGGCACUACAGGGGACAGGCAAGAGCCACGGCUUUGCCCUUGUCUACUUCCAGGACCUCUGUCACAGCCGAGACAUCCCCAAAGACCUCAGAGGUGUCCCGCGCUACUGCCUGCCUCGGGAUUUUGGGGGCCUGAUACGAGAGCUGGGCGGGAUGGCUAGAGGAAGGAACAAUGUGAUUGGCAGCUGGCACUGCUGGCUCAGACUCCUCUCCAAAACAUUGUCGCUUUGGUUGGCACGACGACUAACUCACAAGGUGAGUUGCCACGGACACACCCACAGGAAGAAGAGGGUCCAAAACCGAAAUUGUCGCAGAAAGUGAUGUCAGAGAGGACACUAAAGCAGGCAUGUGUCGCCACUGUCAACCAAUUAAGAGAGGACAGAGCCAAGCACUUUGCAGGAGGAGUCACUCAGCGGGCCACCGUGGUGAUGAGGCAGGGCAUCUCAGGUUUGACCUU
Messenger RNA from Oncorhynchus keta (chum salmon), 2810 nucleotides. RefSeq names its product interleukin-17 receptor C. Gene Ontology annotation, molecular function: interleukin-17 receptor activity. The coding region runs from base 308 to 2674 and encodes 788 amino acids. NCBI's taxonomy places the organism in Eukaryota, Metazoa, Chordata, Actinopteri, Salmoniformes, Salmonidae. The transcript has 17 exons. The record is from RefSeq and is a predicted model, not a curated record.